CCACUCCGCUCCGCUAGUGUGUUCCGCGUUGUGGUAUCACGUGUGUUGUUAUUCAUAAAACAAGUUAGCCACACAUUUUGUGUUGUUUUCUUUUAACUUUCUUGAGUUCACCAUCUGAAAAUGAGUUCAGAGUUAGAUGAGGACUGUUUGUUUCUGGAGCGGGUUCUGGAUUCACUUUAUGAGUUUGGAUCAGAAACAAAAAAGAAGCUCAAAACCCAAAAGAAGAAAAAACGAAAACAAUGUGAAGAAGAAGAAGAAGAAAAACUUCAUGCAGUGAAGAAAACCUGCAGCGACGAUGAAGGCAGCAGAAAUGCUGAGAUUCAGCAACCAAACAUCGAACUGAAAGAUUCAAAUGUCCAGCUGCAGAACAAAGUGGAGGUUGUCACAUUUCAGGAUCCCAGGAAGAAAAUCAAAACCAAACCGUCUCCAGUCUCAACCAGGAUCCCAGUUAAAUCACCACAGGACUCUCGGCAAGCAGAGCAGGAACAAAUCAACCAGGAAGAACAGCUCAGUUUGGAAAAGGCUCGGCUGGAGGUCCAUCGGUUUGGAAUAACGGGCUACAGGAAGGAGCAGCAGCGCGUUUUUGAGCAGGACAGAGCCAUAAUGCUGGGAGCCAGGCCUCCAAAGAAGGAGUACGUGAACUACAAGGUGCUGCAGGAACAAAUCAAAGACAAGAAGCAGAAACAAAGCGAGGCGCUUCAGCCGGACAAGAAGAAAAAGAAGAAGAGUAAUCAAAGAGACAAAAAGAAACAACCAGCCUCUGGUUCUGGUUCUGGUCAGGUGGGUCAGUUCAAGAACGGCAUGCUGAUCCUCAGUUCAAAGGAGAUCCAGAAAAUCAAAGGCAAAAGAUGAAAGCAAAAGGUGGGAUUAAUCCAAUGGAGCAGGACGGAAAUGGCAGCAGACUGGAGGAGGGAGUUAGUCAGUGAAACAAUCCAGACUUCCUGAUAAGACACUGACCUGUAGCAGCAGCUGGACUGAUUCAAGAGUCAGACAUCUUGAGCAGGGAAUCGUGGCCAGACCUAAACAUGCCAACACAAAGAGACUUGGGCAUAUUAAUGUCAGACCCCACUUUAUUUAUUUCCCUUCUUAUAAAGUACCCAAAAAGGAGACAAAGCUGUUUCUUUUAUUUUUCAUGUUUAGGUUUGAAAAAUUAUGGAGUUGACUCUUGUGUUUUCAUCAUUUACAAACAAUGUAGUCGUACAAAACAUUUACAUUGGCAGCAGGGGACAACUAGAGGACAAAAUUGAGGUAAUAAAAAAGAAAAAGUUAUGCAUUUUCUUUGAUGAAUAAAUAUAUAUACACAACAAGAGACAGCAGAAGCAAAAGCAGUUUUUCUAACUCAAGCCUGAAUUUACAAAGCUCGUCUCCAGCCUCACCAGGCUUCAGAAGUAAAGACUUGAUGUUGAAGGGACGAUGUGAAAGUUGAUGAUAAUGAAAAAACACAGUUGGUCGGGUUGUUUGUUCUGGUUGAGGUCACAGUUACUUUUCUCAAAGCUGCUUCUUGGUUUGAUUUUUGAAUUUCAAAAUGAGGAGCAUGAGAGACGAAGAUUCAAGCUAAAACCUGGAUGGAUUAAUAUUAAAGUUAAUUACCAUCAGUAAUUAACAAAUCUAUGUUAUCAGCCGCAAUAUGACACGUUUGGUCAGUGAUCAAAUUUAAACAUAAGUGUGACGGCAUAUUAGGGCCAUUGUACAUUGAAAAAAAGUACAUUUCCAACAACAACAAAAAAAUCAAAUUUUUGAUAUGAGUCUUUUCCAGAAAGAAAAUUCUGUGAAUUGAAAAGUCUAAACUUUUCAGAAAAACUCAGAAAGUAUUGAGGAAAAAAACUUGAAAUAUUUGCUAGAAAAACCCCCCU
Messenger RNA from Xiphophorus maculatus (southern platyfish), 1853 nucleotides. RefSeq names its product chromosome 15 C1orf131 homolog (gene fsaf1). The transcript has 9 exons. Lineage: Eukaryota; Metazoa; Chordata; Actinopteri; Cyprinodontiformes; Poeciliidae. The coding region runs from base 121 to 852 and encodes 243 amino acids. The record is from RefSeq and is a predicted model, not a curated record.